Melampsora larici-populina 98AG31 is the source of this 807-nucleotide messenger RNA. RefSeq lists its product as uncharacterized. Bases 1 to 807 code for a protein of 268 amino acids. The transcript is spliced from 5 exons. NCBI's taxonomy places the organism in Eukaryota, Fungi, Basidiomycota, Pucciniomycetes, Pucciniales, Melampsoraceae. The record is from RefSeq and is a predicted model, not a curated record.
AUGUCCGAGCAAAUGCCCGUCAUAGCAGAAGAAGACGAGGAUGAAGAAAUGACCACAAAAGUCAUUGAUCUUGCCAAUGAAGAACAAGAAGAAGAAGAAGGUCUGCCACCGGACGAUGACAAAACCAAUCAUGAUUCAGAGGGAGAAGACUUCCAAGGUGUUGCUCCAGACUACGACAAAGACAUGGAGGACAAGCUUGAUGAAGAAACGGACUCACCUGAAGAUACAGCUCCAAAGGCCACCACAAAUCCUUAUCAUACCCAAGAGUCCAGAAAACAGGCAAACCAUCUAAAUGCAUUCAUGGGACAGGUCUCUCGCUCGGCCGCUUGGAGAAGGUACUUCGCAAGGAAAGCGAAAGAAAUCGAUAUGAAACUUUUACCGUUAACUCCUGGAUACAAUGUAACACGUCGGAAUGCAGAGUUUGAUUCCCUCAAUCAAUUUGUUCAGGCACGGAAGCCGAGAAGCGUCAAUCUAAGGGUUCAAACAUACCCCGAGGCUAGUUCCACGAGAUCAACUGUUCUUACAACGAUAGGGCUAUGCUUGAAGCUUAGACCAAGGGAGCUCGCGCGGAAAAAGGAGCAUGAUUCAAUUACCAAUGCAAAUGAAAUCACAGUAGUAUCUGAUCCAGCAACCUCAAACUCCAGCAACUCCGGAGUGAAAAGUGUAUUCAAUUUAUUCAAAAGUCAAGAUCCUGAAGUGGCGCGUGACGAAGUCACUUCCUACCUGAAGGGAACUCAUCCCAUGGCUGCUUCUGACAACGCAAGGGAUUGCAAAGCGGUCCUACCAUGGUGGAGUAUACACGAAUGA